AUGAGUGUUGAAGUGAAUAGAAAACGUAAAAUCAGUGAAGAAAAUGGGAGCGACUCGUCAAGGUCUGUUGCUAAAUCGAUUAAAAAUCCUAUUCAGUGUCCUUAUUUGGAUACUAUAAAUCGACAUGUUUUGGAUUUUGAUUUUGAAAAACUUUGUUCAGUUUCUCUAACAAGAAUCAAUGUUUAUGCAUGUUUAGUUUGUGGCAAAUACUUCCAGGGCAGAGGUACUAAUACACAUGCAUAUACACAUUCUGUGGCUGAAGGACAUCAUGUGUUCCUUAAUUUACAUACAUUAAAAUUUUAUUGUUUGCCUGAUAACUAUGAAGUUAUAGAUUCAUCAUUAAAUGAUAUAAAAUACGUUUUAAACCCAAUCUUUACUCCAGAACAAAUAAAGCAACUAGAUGAAAACACUAAAAUGUCUAGAGCCAUUGAUGGCACAAUGUAUAUGCCAGGCAUUGUUGGACUUAACAAUAUUAAGGCUAAUGAUUAUUGCAAUGUAAUAUUACAGUGCUUAUCACAAGUGAGACCACUUCGUAAUUACUUUUUGCGUGAAGAAAAUUAUGCAGAUGUAAAGAGACCUCCAGGGGAUUCAUCUUUCUUAUUAGUUCAAAGAUUUGGUGAGCUAAUAAGAAAAUUGUGGAAUCCAAGAGCCUUUAAAGCUCAUGUCUCACCCCAUGAAAUGCUUCAGGCUGUUGUGUUAUGGUCUAAGAAACGAUUUCAAUUUAUUAAGCAGAGCGAUCCAAUUGAUUUUUUAUCAUGGUUUCUAAAUUCUCUACAUAUGGCACUCAAUGGCACAAAAAAGCCAAAUAGUUCUAUAAUAUACAAAUCAUUCUUGGGACAUAUGAGGAUAUAUACAAGGAAAUUGCCACCUCCCGAUGCAGAUGAUGCAGCAAAGGUAGAUCUCAAUAGUGAAGAAUACAGUGAAAUGAUAACAGAAUCUCCAUUCCUGUACUUAACUUGUGAUUUACCACCCACACCAUUGUUUACAGAUGAAUUUAGAGAAAAUAUUAUUCCUCAGGUUAACUUAUACCAACUAUUAUCAAAGUUCAAUGGGCAAUCAUCUAAAGAAUAUAAAACUUACAAGGAAAACUUCAUGAAACGAUUUGAAAUCACACAGCUUCCUCCAUAUUUAAUAUUAUAUAUCAAGCGGUUUACGAAGAAUACUUUCUUUGUGGAAAAGAAUCCUACUGUUGUUAAUUUCCCAGUAAAAAACGUUGAUUUUGGUGAUAUUCUAACUCCAGAAGUGAAAGCAAAACAUAAUGGUAAAACAACUUAUGAGUUAGUUGGAAAUAUUGUACAUGAUGGUACGCCUGAGAAGGGCACAUAUAGAGCACAUGUUUUGCAUACACCAACUCAACAAUGGUAUGAAAUGCAAGAUCUUCAUGUGACAAGUAUUUUACCACAAAUGAUCACUCUCACUGAAGCUUACAUUCAAAUAUAUGAAUUGAAGCAGGAC
Brenthis ino (lesser marbled fritillary) is the source of this 1455-nucleotide messenger RNA. The record is from the annotation of a GenBank genome assembly. Lineage: Eukaryota; Metazoa; Arthropoda; Insecta; Lepidoptera; Nymphalidae.